Pundamilia nyererei is the source of this 5093-nucleotide messenger RNA. RefSeq names its product eph receptor A2 b (gene epha2b). The coding region runs from base 63 to 3116 and encodes 1017 amino acids. Gene Ontology annotation, molecular function: transmembrane-ephrin receptor activity; protein binding; ATP binding. The transcript has 17 exons. Gene Ontology annotation, biological process: axon guidance; ephrin receptor signaling pathway; protein phosphorylation. The record is from RefSeq and is a predicted model, not a curated record. Gene Ontology annotation, cellular component: dendrite; plasma membrane. NCBI's taxonomy places the organism in Eukaryota, Metazoa, Chordata, Actinopteri, Cichliformes, Cichlidae.
GCACACUCACACAAACACACAUUCCAUCGGGCGGAGUCCGUGACGUGUCGUGCUGUUUGUGAAUGAGCUGCAGCGAGCUGUGCUCACCUCUCAGAGUCCCAGCCAAGCCCAGCAGCGGAGAGAGGAAGGAAAAGUUUUUCCAAAUGGAUUUCUUUGGUGGAAUCAAACGUUAUUUGUUUUCAUACGUACUUCUCAGUGGCAUAUUUAUUACAAUACAAACUAAAGAAGAAAUGCUUUUGGACAUGAGGGCGUCAGGAGAUGAACUGGGCUGGCUGACUUGGCCCUUAGAUCAGGGAGAGAAGACCGGGUGGGAGGUUGUCCAGAGGACUCUAAAUGGCUCUCAGUUCUACACGUACUCCAUCUGCAACGUGGAGGAGCGUGAGCAGGACAACUGGCUGCGCACCACCUUCAUCCAGCGGCAUCCAUUGGCCUCGCGGGUUUUUGUGGAACUUAAGUUUAUCGUACGCGACUGCAACUCUUUCGACGGAGCCUCAUUAGUAUGCAAGGAAACCUUCAACCUCUAUACGUCUGAAUCGGAUGCAGAUGUGGGCACUACCUUCCGCAAGAGCCAGUUUAAGAAGGUGGCCACCAUAGCUCCGGAUGAGAUCACCGGCAAAAAUGAAAUGCACAUCAACACAGAGACGCGAGUGGUGGACGGGCUGUCUCGAAAAGGUUUCUACUUGGCCUUUCAAGACAUCGGAGCCUGCAUCGCUCUUCUCUCCGUCAGGGUCUUCUACAAAACCUGCCCGGGCACCGUACAGAAUCUCGCCACGUUCCCUGAGACGGUGGCCGGAGGUGAGAACCAGCCACUUACGAAAGUGAGCGGGGUAUGCGUGGAUAACGCAGCCAGUGAGGAGUCACCUCGCAUCUACUGCACUGAGGAAGGGAAGUGGGCGGUGCAGGUCGGACAGUGCCAGUGCAAACCGGGCUACGAAGAGGUCAAAGAUGCAUGUCAAGAAUGUCGGCCUGGCUCUUUCAAAGCGGAGGCAUCGAGUGACGCGUGCGAGCCAUGUCCUGCCAACACCGAUACGCUGGAACAUGGUGCUGUGCUUUGUCCCUGCAAGGAUGGCUUCUUCCGGGCCCCAACCGACCCCACUACUGGACCCUGCUCAGGCCCCCCCUCUGCACCACGAGAUCUUUCGGCUGUCCGUCAGCCCUCCGUGGGAAGACUCAUCCUCUCCUGGACCCCCCCUGAAGACACCGGAGGUCGUAAUGACAUCACCUACAGCGUGGAAUGCCAGCGCUGCGAUGGGGUUGUGUGUCAGCCCUGUGGGGAGAGAGUUCGCUAUGAGCCGGGCAGCACGAAGCUGACUGAGGCCAGGGUGUCAGUGAGCGAGCUGGAAGCUCACCUCAACUACACCUUCAUCGUGCAGGCGCACAGCGGCGUGUCGCAGUUGGCUAGUGAGGCUCAGCGGCCAGCAUCCAGGAGCAAUGUCACCAUAUUUCUGCACUACACAGAUCCCCCCCAAAUUACCACAAUGCGACUGGUGGGACGGACCUCCACCAGCUUGGCUCUUUCCUGGGAUGUAUCCCCUCGACCACGUGCCCAGCUUCACGUCCGGUAUAAACUAACUUACCACAAGAAGGAUGAUAACCUUGAUAAGACUACCUACACCGUGCUCACGCUCGACAAGAACUCGGCGCAAAUCAAAGAUCUGGCCCCGGGUACGGCCUACCUGUUCAUUGUGCAGGCCCUCGGCAGCGAUGACAACUCCGAAGGCUCCAGAAUGGAAGAGCAUUUCGAGACCUUGACUGAAGGAAGCCCGUCUCAGAACUACACUGUCUUAUUAGUGGCGGCAGUUGGGGUGGCGAUGAUGCUGAUCGUAGUGUUCGCGUUCCUUUUCUUCCACAGACGAAAAAGGAACUCUCACACCAGGCAAGGACCAGAGGACACGUACUUCUCCACCCCAGAACAAUUGAAGCCUCUGAAAACUUACGUGGAUCCACACACAUACGAGGACCCCAACGUGGCCGUCCUCAAGUUUGCCACCGAAAUCCACCCCAGCCACAUAACCAAACAGAAAGUCAUCGGAGCUGGGGAGUUUGGCGAGGUGUACCGCGGUAUUCUGAAAGCGCCGGGGAGGAAAGAGGUGGCAGUGGCUAUCAAGACACUGAAGCCUGGCUACACCGAGAAACAGAGGCAGGACUUUCUGAGCGAGGCCUCCAUCAUGGGCCAGUUCUCCCACCAGAACAUCAUUCGCCUAGAGGGAGUGGUUACCAAAUGUAAGGGUUUCUUUAAACACGCCAUGAUCGUAACUGAAUACAUGGAGAAUGGAGCUCUGGAUAGGUACCUUAGGGACCAUGAUGGUGAGAUUUCGUCCUUCCAGCUGGUGGGCAUGCUGCGUGGCAUCGCUGCAGGCAUGAAGUACCUCUCUGACAUGAGCUACGUCCACCGAGACCUGGCUGCCCGCAACAUCCUCGUCAACAACAACAUGGAGUGCAAAGUGUCUGACUUCGGCCUGUCCCGGGUGCUGGAGGACGAUCCUGAGGGGACGUACACCACAAGUGGAGGUAAAAUUCCAAUUCGCUGGACAGCUCCAGAGGCAAUAGCAUACAGGAAGUUCACCUCGGCUAGUGACGUGUGGAGUUUUGGCAUAGUCAUGUGGGAAGUUAUGGCUUUUGGAGAAAGACCUUACUGGGACAUGAGCAACCACGAGGUGAUGAAGGCCAUCAAUGAAGCUUUCAGGCUCCCGGCACCUAUGGACUGUCCCUCAGCCGUUUAUCAGUUGAUGCUGCAGUGCUGGCUCCAGGAUCGCGCCAAGAGGCCACGUUUCGGAGACAUAGUGAGCCUGCUGGACAAGCUGCUGCGCAGCCCAGAGUCCCUGAAGACCAUUGCAGACUUUGACCCACGCGUAUCCAUCCGCUUGCCAAGCACCAGCGGCUCAGAUGGCUCUCCCUUCAGGUCGGUGUCUGAAUGGCUGGAGUCCAUCAAGAUGAGCCAGUACAGCGAGAACUUCACCUGCGCCGGGAUUGUCACCAUGGAACAAGUCCUGCAGAUGAAAACUGAGGAUAUUAAGAACAUUGGAGUGAGGCUGCCUGGACAUUUGAAAAGAAUUGCCUACAGCAUCUUGGGCUUAAAGGACCAGACCAGCACACUGAGCGUGUUUGCAGUGUGAUCCUUAUAAUGAAGGGAAUUCAAAUCAGGCACUGCAGCCGGCAGCCCUUUGAACUCUAAACGGAGCUGGAGCACUACUGCGGGGAUGGCUUGGGAUCAUCAGAAUCAAGAGGACUGUGCCAUCCUUUCAGGCUGACUGAAUAAGACAAGCUUACUGUACAUUUUUUCUGAUUUCUUCUUAUCUACAGGGAAUGGAGCAAAUACACACCGACAAAUAUAUCAAGUAGACUGUGUAUAUUUGAAUAUCUAUUUUUUUACUAUCCAUAAUUUCUGUACAGAUGCAAUUUUAUCUUUAUUUUCUCUUUCUUUCUUUUUUUUCCAUCUACGGUUCAUAAAACGGUCUACUCCUUGGGAUGCUUUACACAAAUCGUACCCUGAGCUUGUUGUAUCCAGUACCAAACAAACAAGCGAAGGCACAGUCAAGGUGUGAUCAGCCUUUUUGUUGUGACUGUGGUCGGCAGUGAUGUCACAAAACCUUCCUUUAAUUGGCACCUUGCUCCAUUUCCUGUUAGGCCGGCCGGUGAGGACGGAGCGCCGCAGUGGCUGAAAUGAGCUUGAGCUGGCCCAGAGAUAAAGAGAUGGUGUUGCCUGGGUGCAUAAACACAGAUGGACCUUGUGUUUUUACUGGCCGCCUCCUGGCUGUGUGCAGAAAUUAAGCUAUAAUCUUAUAAGUGAUGUUUAUAUGAGAAGAAAAAGAGAGGACAUAUGUGAGGUACUCUAUGUGUACAGAAUCCCCCCUCUCUUAGUUUAUAGGAACGAAAACCUACAAUGAAGCACUUGGAUCGAAGAAUCAAGAAUUGCAGUAGUUUGCAAUUCCACUCAAAAGUUUCUAUUGGAAUGCAGCACGUUUGUUUGUAGUGUGCCAGCAAACGAAGAGGGGGAAAAAGAAAAAAACAUACCCUGGGGGAAAAAUGGUGAGGAUUAAAUAAUGAGUGGUUGUGGUUGAGACAAUUUCACACUAAAUAAUAGUUUGGUUUGCAAUUUCAAUGUCUCCUUUAGUUUUGUAAAAGCUUUACAGACAUUCGUUCAUAUUCUUGUUGGUUUGGGUAACACGUCGACUGGAUGAAGCUCUAUCAAUAGACAGUUGCUUGAUUUCCGACAUUUAAAGACUUUAUCUUUUUGUUAAAGUGCCUCUUUCUAGGAGUUUAGCGAGAGUUUGCUUCCGUCUAUAUAAAAGAAGCGGCUCUAUAAUGUAGUGGAUAGUGGACAGUGUGCCCCAGUGCUUUAAUUGAUGACUGCAAUGCGUUGUGUUACUGAUGUACACCUUCCUUUACUUGAAUUUUUAAUGUAUUUUCAAAGUGUAUCUAUGAUUCUGUUGUAGCAGUUAGACACCCAUCUUUGGAAAAGGGAUUUUUUUUAUUACUGUGUUUUAUUGAUUGCAGUUACAUUUUGUAUAGUUUUCAUGAUUUCGCUAUUUACCAACUACCAAACAGAUUAUUUUUCUAAGUUCAUCACUUUCCAAAGCAGCAUCUCCUACUUCUUUUGCUUUCUUCCUUCAUCAAAGAGCAAUUUCCUCCCUUUGUGCCUGUUGUUUUAUACUGUAUUUAAUAGCGUAUUUAUUUUGAACUUGUAUUUAUUUAUCCUGAUAAACAUUGAGCUGGGUUUAUAAUUGGAGCUUGCUCUCUUAUUGUCAGUAAUUUAAAAAAAAAAAAAAAAAAAAAAAGCUGUAAUGUCCCUUUUUUUUUUUUUUCAUUCCUGGUUUCUUUUUACUGCCUUUGUUGCAUUUGCGGAGCAAUAAAGUCUCGAGUUUGGCAAAGCCCGUUGCAUGAUGGACAUUAAAACAAGCAGAAGAAUGUGUCUUUUAAAAGACGCCAUGUUUUUACACCCACCUGGGUAUGCUGAUGCUAUUGGGUGUUUUUAAUUCUAGAGUUGGAAACUAUAAAAAAAAGUCCUCAACGAACUCUUUGGAAACAGAUUACAAGGCUGCUCCUGAAAAUGUUUUACAGGAGUUAUAUGAUCUAAUCAACAUUAAAAAAAA